GUUCCCCCGCCAGUCAUUUUGACCGCCUUGGGACAAAACACAAACAUCUCGUCGGGGCCGUCACCGCACAAAGCUACCGCACGUAAACCACCACCACCUCGAACCGGCACCGUCUCGGCUCGAGAAACGCCUGCAUCUCCCUACGCGGUUCCACAGACACACUAUAUCUGCCCAGUACUCAUCAAUCCCGCAGAUCAACUGGCCUGUCGCACAAAUCUCGAGCCAGCCCAAGAUGGAGGACCAGCUCGUCCAGGUCCUGGCCAACACCCAGCUGGCAGCCGAGGGCCCUAGGAAACAAGCCGAACUUGACUUGAAGCACGCGUCCACCAACCCUGCCUACCUACUCUCCCUCGCCAACAUUGCUCGACAUGCCUCCAUCACCGUAGACGUCCGACAAGCAGCCCUGUCUGCGCUGCGGCUGUUCAUCGAGAAGAACUGGAGCGGCGAGAGCGACAGUGGCCCUGCCAUCCCCAUUGCCGAUUCUAUCAAGGAUCAGAUCAGACCUAUGGUCCUUGACCUCGCCCUCAACUCUGAGGAUGACAAGAAGAUCAAGGCAGCCGCAAGCUUCACCGCGGGCAAGAUCGCCAAUGUGGACUUCCCCGAACAGUGGCCCUCUCUUCUGCCGACGCUCCUCGAGAUAAUCCCGAGCGGUACCGAUGGUCAACUUCACGGCGCCCUGAUCGUCCUCCGCGAUCUAGUAGACGAGAGCCUAAGCGACGGCCAGUUCUUCUCCAUGGCGCGAGACAUUGUCAAGGUCGUAUACGAUGUGGCUAUCAACGAGAAACGCAAGCCUGCCCUACGUGCACUUGCCGUCUCUGUCUUCCGCGGAUGCUUCGAUCUCAUGGAUACGGUCAAGGACGAGCAUCCCAAGGAGGUUCACGGAUUUGCCGAGGAGGCUAUGAAGGGCUGGUUCCCCUUCUUCGACCAGACAAUGAAGCUGCGAUUGCCCGACCGCGACCCCCAGUCGAUAUCCCAGCCCGACAGCUGGAACGGGUUGAUCGCUCUGAAGCUCCAGGUUGUCAAGUGCCUUCUCAAGUUGAAGCUCGUGUUCGCGAAUCUCUUGGCGCCUCAGACGCCAGUUUUCUUCCAAGCCAUCUGGGAGGAGCUGUUGCUCCUUGAGCCUUCUCACGAGCUGAUGUAUAUCGAGAACGAAGCACAAGGCAGGCUCGAAGAUUCCGACGGCCUUCCCUAUACCUUAGACUUCCUAGUAUUAGAAGAGCUGGAUUUCCUGAAUAGCUGCAUGCGAGCGCCGCCGGUCCGGAAGGAGCUGGAGGCCCAGUUGGCAAUUCACGCCUCUGCACACGAGACCCCUUGGGUGCUGGACAUCAUGAAGCUGGCGAGCUCUUACGCCCGUAUCACCCGAGAGGAGGAGGAGCUGUGGGACAUCGACGUCUCUCUGUACCUUGCAGAGGAGCAGUCUGUGAGCGCUAAUUAUACCCCACGGACCGCCUGCGGAGACCUCAUCAUCAAACUUGGAGAGUGGCUGAACCAGAAGGCGCUGGAAGGUCUCUUCGCCCACACUAAGAAUCUCUUCGCGGAAAAUGCCUCGUGGAGGAAGCAGGAAGCCGCUCUGUAUCUGCUUAACAUGCUGCUCAAUGACUUUCUCGACUGCAACAAGCCAGCGCCGCCCGAGGUUAGCCAGGCUUAUCUUGAGCUGGUCACCUAUGCCGUCAACCGCCCUGCGGAGCCGCUGCUACGCGCUCGGGGCUAUCUAGUUGCUGGCGUACUGGCCCAAUUUGACGGAGCUGCGACUACGCUCACGAACCAGACCGUCGAAGCCAUCACAGCAGAGCAGUCGGAGCUAGUGCAAGUCGCGUGUAUCAAGGCAGUUGAAGGCUUCCUCCAGAGCGAAAAUGCUAUGGGCGACCAGCAACUCCAAGCGAACGUAGUCAACGCCAUAAAGCAGUGGAUGACCAUUAAGGACAUGACAGAAAUUGAGGAAUCGGACGACUUGCUGGUUACGCUAACGGAAACUCUCCGAGCCGCCAUAAAUUUAGACAAGAGAGUCGCGGUGUCUCCCGACGUUCCAGCCUUGGACUUGCUAUUCCCUAUCGCCAAGCAUGGAUCGAGCAAUUGGCAGGUGACGAUGCUUGUCUGCGAGGAGUUCGAAGAUGUUGUCAAGUCGCUGCCGGACGCGGCGUCGUUUCAAGCGCUCUGCCAGAAAGUCCUCCCUUCUCUGACCGGCGCAUUCAACGUCGCCGAUGUCACUUCGGAUAACCCACUCAUUACCGUUGCGGCUGAGCUCAUGGCUUCCCUCACUCAAUAUGCCUCCGAGCCCCUCCCCCCUGGAUUCGUAGCGGUCACGCUGCCUAAGUUGAGCCGGCUGCUUAUGGAGGCCAACGAGGGGGAGAUUCUAAGACCCGGGGCCGAAUCUGUAAAGUAUCUCUUGGCGCACGACCACGAGCAGGUACUCAAUUACCACGACGAGAAUAACAGAUCUGGCCUCGAAGUUUGUCUCCUUAUCAUUGACCGUUUGCUGGGCCCUACGAUCGAGGAUAACGCUGCUUCCGAAGUGGGCGGCCUCGCAGCUGAGCUAGUCGAAAAGGCCGGCCACGAGCGGCUUGGUCCAUUCCUGCCACAGUUAUUGCAGGCUGUCGCUAACCGUCUAGCGACCGCUGAAGCUGCGCCAUUUAUUCAAUCGCUCAUUCUCGUCUUCGCAAGGCUCUCGCUCCUGGGCGCUCAUGAUGUGGUGGAAUUCCUUAGUACUAUACAGAUCGAUGGACAGAGUGGCCUCCAGAUCGUUCUGAGCAAGUGGCUUGAAAAUUCUGUCAACUUUGCCGGGUACGAUGAGAUCAGGCAGAAUGUGAUUGCUCUCUCAAAGCUGUAUAGCUUGAACGAUGCUAGAGUGGCUCAGACGAUGGUGAAGGGAGAUCUUAUCAUGCCCGCAAGCGAUAGGAUCAUGACGCGUUCUCGUGCUAAGCAACAGCCGGAUCAGUAUACUAUCAUCCCUGCACCACUCAAGAUUUUGAAGGUCCUCAUCGAGGAGCUUCUUUCGGCUUCUGGCAUGAACAGUGCCGCUACGGCGGCGGCGGCGGCGGCAGCAGCUGAGUUUGCCGACGAGAACGACGACGACGGCUGGGAGGACGAUCCGGAUACGCUCGACCUUAACCUCGGCAGCACCAAGAACGACCUCAUGGGCUUCUUAGAAGCCAGCAAUAUGCGCAACCGGGACGAUGAAACCCAGAACUACCUGACAGAAUUCUUCGUGACAGCUGCUCGAGAUAACAUUGCCGGCUUCGGGGAGUGGUACAACGGGCUGACAGACGACGAGAAAGCGAAAUUGAAUGAGAUCCGCCCAGCGGAAUAAACCGCUUAGACUCCACCGGUUUGUUGGCAGGGCACGCUUUAGGACGGGGAGGUGGAAAAUACCGAAGGAGAGGGGGGACUCUCUCGUAGGCUAACGCUGAAAUGAUACCGGGGAAACUCAUAGAGGCAAGGUAGUGUCUCAUGGCGAACACCUUUGCCUUGCCUCGUUGAGGCUCUUAGAGGGGUGGGUAGUUAAUAAAAAGCUCGAUAUGAGAAUGGAAUAAGUCGUCGGUGGCUCGGGCGGGGGCUUCGAGGAAUGAGGGGCCACAUUCGAGUAUGAAUGAAUGAAUAGGGGUGAGGGGGGGAGAACUGCAUGCCGUGAUGCUCGCAGAUGCAUUCUCGUCGUUCGCCUCGCCCGUUCGCCUGGGUUCGGGACCGUGAAGCGCUUUCUCGAUGGUCACCGCAAAACAAAACAAAAAAACACCAUCUUCAGAUCAACCACCUCCCAGGCGCAGAUACAAGUGGGUAGGUUAGUUAGUUAUACUAGUCAUGACAUAUACAAAGAACCACAAGCAAGAAAAAAAAAAACGUCCCCAAGUUUCGUCAACACGAUUAUCCUCCGCCGGGGUUUUCUAUCUAUGAGCUCUUCGGCGGGCCAAGCUGUGUGGUGUGCGUAGGGA
Molecule: messenger RNA, 3926 nt
Organism: Durotheca rogersii
Lineage: Eukaryota; Fungi; Ascomycota; Sordariomycetes; Xylariales; Xylariaceae
Product: ARM repeat-containing protein
Exons: 6
Coding region: 233-3307 (1024 amino acids)
Biological process (GO): protein import into nucleus
Cellular component (GO): nuclear envelope; cytosol
Molecular function (GO): small GTPase binding
Source: RefSeq, a predicted model, not a curated record